AUGUCUGGAACGGAGUUAACAAAAAGAGCGAAGUAUCUAUGUAGGUUAACUGACAGUUUCUGGAAAAAAUGGCAUAAGGAAUAUCUUCUGAGUCUUAGGGAACAACAUCGUGGCUCGUUGAGCGUGACGAAAGAAACAUAUAUCAACAUUGGUGAUGUAGUUAGUGUGCAUGACGAGAACAGAUCUCGAGCAAAGUGGCGUUUGGCAAGAGUUCAUGAGCUAAUACGUAGUACAGAUGGGAAAAUACGCGCUGCUAUUAUUAGAAUUGCGGGGGACAGCAAGAAAUCAACGUACAUACGGCGCCCCGUUCAGAAACUGUUUCCAUUGGAGCUUAGGAACGAACAUACCCAACAGGAUGAAAAGGAGGAUCGUAGAUCAAGAAGAAAGGCAGCAAUUGUCGGAGAAAUAAAGAGACGUUGUGUUGACAAAUAA
Paramuricea clavata is the source of this 432-nucleotide messenger RNA. The record is from the annotation of a GenBank genome assembly. Lineage: Eukaryota; Metazoa; Cnidaria; Anthozoa; Malacalcyonacea; Plexauridae.